Merops nubicus (carmine bee-eater) is the source of this 744-nucleotide messenger RNA. It is a transcript of the gene GMEB2, whose product is annotated as glucocorticoid modulatory element binding protein 2. The record is from RefSeq and is a predicted model, not a curated record. The annotation marks the transcript as partial. NCBI's taxonomy places the organism in Eukaryota, Metazoa, Chordata, Aves, Coraciiformes, Meropidae. Gene Ontology annotation, molecular function: RNA polymerase II cis-regulatory region sequence-specific DNA binding; DNA-binding transcription activator activity, RNA polymerase II-specific. Gene Ontology annotation, cellular component: nucleus. The transcript has 6 exons. Gene Ontology annotation, biological process: positive regulation of transcription by RNA polymerase II.
UUUGACGAUCACCUCAUCAGCCCCAAGGAGUUUGUCCACUUGGCAGGCAAGUCCACGCUGAAGGAUUGGAAGCGAGCGAUCCGGAUGAACGGGAUCAUGCUCCGGAAGAUCAUGGACUCAGGAGAGCUGGAUUUCUACCAGCACACAAAGGUCUGUUCCAACACCUGCAGGAGCACCAAGAUUGACCUGACAGGAGCCCGGGUGUCCCUGACCAGCCAGACAUCCACGGAGUUCAUCCCGCUGACUCCGGCCACGGCGGAUGUGAACGGAUCCCCAGCUACGAUUACCAUAGAAACCUGUGAGGAUGGCAGCGACUGGAGCAGCAGCAUCGGAGAUGACACCUUUGCUUUCUGGCAAGGCCUGAAGGACAUGGGUCUCCUGGAAGAAGUAAUCCAAGAGUUCCACCAGGAGCUGGUGGAGACCAUGAAGGGCUUGCAGCAGCGAGCACAGGAUCCCCCACUGCAGCUUGGUGAUGCUGUCUUACUCAACAACGUGGUCCAGAACUUCGGUAUGCUGGAUCUGGUCAAGAAGGUCCUGGCNNGGGAAGCGUGUCCCGGGUCCAGGCUGAGCCGACCCUCCUGUCUCCCCUCAGCUCUGGAGCAGCAGUGCGACGAGCACCGCAAGCGCGCGAAGGAGCUGAAGCACAAGUCCCAGCAUCUCAACAACGUCCUGAUGACCCUCACGCCCGUCUCCGUCCCCGCGCCUCUCAAACGGCCCAGGCUGACCAGGGCCACCUCCGGACCG